Messenger RNA from [Torrubiella] hemipterigena, 1405 nucleotides. NCBI's taxonomy places the organism in Eukaryota, Fungi, Ascomycota, Sordariomycetes, Hypocreales, Clavicipitaceae. The record is from the annotation of a GenBank genome assembly.
UGACUGUUUGGUAUUACAGGGCUGGCGAAGUUGGGCUUGCCUCUGUUUCAACGUCCCGCGCUCGCUAGCUUCGACGCUAUCCAACGGCUAUCGUCGGAUCGCUUCCAACGGUCGCCCGUUUUGGAAGAGUUAGCUCCGUCUAAUUUCAUGCUCUUAGAUUGUCUAGCACUGUGAUGUCAUUGCAGGAGACAGAUGCGUGCCAUUCAUGUCUUGGUUUAUCCAUGCACUACGCGCGUACCGCUAUCCGCUAUCGGCUGCACACCGAGUGCUGGGCUGUGGCCGGGUUCGGCGCCCCUAUUGCUUCUGUAGCCCUGCCGGAUGAUUUGAGCUGAGAGCCUUGAUCUUCAUCGUGCAGUAUAAUGUAUAACAUGUCCUGGCACACUGAGGUCGCAGCGAUGUUAGACAGUUGGGAGCCCAACCCCUCUCCCAGGUCCUACAAAAGGCGUCGGCAAACAACAGCUAUUGGAUUUGAAGUCGACAUACACAACUUGCCAUUAUAACAAUGAAUCAUACAGAUUCAAUAGUCUUCGCGAGCGCUGCUAUGCUAUCCGUGACGGCAAUCGUCUUUGCCAUGCGCCUUCUCAUACGGUGGCGUGUGAGCGGUCCUUUUGGCUGGGACGAUGUGUCUUGCGGAGUUGCAACGGUUGUCGGUAUUGCACAGAGUUCCAUCACCAUCUUCAUGGCUCUGCGCGGGCUUGGCCGACCGCACCAUUUAUCUACAGCGGAACAGAACUUGGCUUUGCAGGCCAACUAUACAGCCAAUAUCUUAUACAUAUCUAGCAUGUGCUGCGCGAGAUGCUCUGUCAUGCUCCUCCUCUUUCGCGUCUGUCGCCAAACUAGGCACGCAUUUAUUUGCUGGGGCCUGAUGGCGACCACAGCGCUAUGGGCCACUGCAUCGAUAGCUGCUAUUAUCUUUCAGUGUAAUUUACCUGAACCAUGGAAUGUUCUCGAUAGCCAAGGGUGUACCAACAUAGCCAUCCGAUGGAUCAUUGUAGAGACUGUCGGGCUCUCUAUAGAUCUCCUUGCCUGUAUUUUUGCUCUUAUUAUGGUUUGGAGUCUAGAGCUACGACGCUGCGCUAAGACAGCUGUGGUUACUGCCUUUUUGAUUCGUCUUCUUGUCGUGGUGCCAGUUGUACUUCGGCUAUACUAUAUCCAGUCUGCCCCCUACGACAAGCUGACGAAUAGUCUGACAAGAAUCGCGAUUGCUACACAAGUCGCCUUGCACUUCUCGAUUGCAGGCACAACAUUCCCUUUUAUCCGCCAAGUCAUCAGCUGCUUCGAUGCCGAGACCCCUAACGCUAGUCUUCAGCAAAUACAUUCUGAGGAUUCAACCAGAAGUACUAUUGAACUAGCUUCCUUGCCACCUUGUUUCAUUAGUUUUAAUACGGGAGCACGGUACUUUUAG